AUGGCGGAUUCGAAGGUCGCAUCGCCAACACAUAGCCCGCAAUGGUAUGAGGAUUCCUUACAGCUUACAUCGGUGCCUCUCGCGCCGAGCAUUCGUUCGAAGCUCCAGAAUGCAGGUUUCGUCUCAGUCCGGGACGUGAAAGGAGCGCGUGGCCCGAUCGAUCUCGCAAGAGAGACUGGUCUGACAAACGCGGAAGCGAGUGAAGUGAUAAAAGCACUGCGCCUUGGAAUCGAAGGCACUGCAUUGGCCGGCGCCAAAUCUGCAUCAGAAAUCCUUUAUGAAGAGAGCCGUAAACUUGCUGUUUUCACCUUCAGCAAGGAUCUUGAUGAUCUGCUCGGUGGCGGUGUUGCAGUUGGGGAGAUAACAGAACUGUGUGGGUGUCCUGGCAUAGGAAAAACUCAGGCGUGCAUGCAACUUUGUGUUUCCGUGCAGAUGCCGGGGGCAUUCGGUGGUUAUGAAGGAUCUGCAGUGUACAUCGACACGGAGGGGAGUUUCAUGGCUGAGCGCGCUAAGGAGGUGGCCCAGGCAACUGUUAGUCAUCUUGUCUCGAUUUCUCAAUUUCUUCCCAAACAUCUCAGUGAAAGUGGCGCAUUGUCACAGUUCACUGUGAAUGAAAUACUCGAUCGAGUUCACCUCUUCCGAUGUCACGAGAUUACCGAGCUCCUUGCCGUAGUAGAGUCACUUCCUAUGUAUGUCAGGGCUCAUGGAGUGAAGCUUGUGGUAAUUGACAGCAUGGCUUUUCACUUCCGACAGGAUUUCAAAGACAUGGCCUUACGUACUGCAAUCUUGGCCAAGAUGACAACCCAGCUGCUCAACUUGGCAAAGUCGGAGCAUUUAGCAGUGGUAUCGGUAAAUCAAAUCACAGUGAAACCGGAUCCUGCAUCUGGUGUAGCACGGUUAGUCCCUGCGCUCGGGGAAAGCUAUGCCCACGGAUGUACGACGCGUGUAAUCUUAAGCUGGGAGAGCGACAGAAGAAUGGCAUACCUGUUCAAAUCUCCAAGAUUACCACGCGGUAAAGCGAAAUUCACAGUGACUAACGGCGGCAUUCGAGAUGUGCGAGGUAUGAAAAGGCAAGUAGAUUUGAAAUAGAAUUCUACGACAGAUAAACUAAACUGGGUUUUAUUGUUGAGGAGAGAUGGCUUCAUCGAGAUAGUGGCCAGCUCGAUGACGUACGUCAUCAGGAAAUCACACUGGAUGCGAUGGGCUUGUGGAACAAGUGGUGUUUUGAAUCUAAUACACGGAGCCGCCUCCCUAAAUUGUAAUAGUCGUCGGUCAUUGAAGACAGGAUGGCGACUAUUUUUAAAUGAGGGUGAUGCCGCCGAGCCGCUUCGCGUCAACAGAAAGCCUCUACUUAAAACCAGACCAAAAUUCCAUGCAAGAAGCGUGAUGACCCCAACGAUUCAGUGCGCCAUCUUAAACUCGCGUUAUUGCGCCGAUUCUAGCGGUCUGACGGCCCGUCGAUAGUAUUGGAGACUGAAUCUACAUAGAUAUUUAUUCUUUGUAAACUGGCAGCCGGUUACCUUCGUGUUUCACGAAUAA
This is a messenger RNA of Micromonas commoda, 1539 nucleotides long. RefSeq names its product Rad51 DNA recombinase 3 (gene RAD51C). Gene Ontology annotation, cellular component: replication fork; Rad51C-XRCC3 complex; Rad51B-Rad51C-Rad51D-XRCC2 complex. Gene Ontology annotation, biological process: meiotic DNA recombinase assembly; reciprocal meiotic recombination; DNA repair. Gene Ontology annotation, molecular function: ATP binding; crossover junction DNA endonuclease activity; four-way junction DNA binding. The transcript has 3 exons. NCBI's taxonomy places the organism in Eukaryota, Viridiplantae, Chlorophyta, Mamiellophyceae, Mamiellales, Mamiellaceae. The coding region runs from base 1 to 1089 and encodes 362 amino acids. The record is from RefSeq and is a predicted model, not a curated record.